UGCCGAGGACUGCCGCGCUCGUCGCACGAGUGGCGGCGGGGGGAGCCGCCCCGCGGGGCCGCCUCUGCCCCUUCCCCGCCGCGCCGUUAAUGGAAACAUGGCGAUGGCGGCUCCGACCGGCAGCGCGGCGCCCGUCGCCCCGGCCCUCUGCGGCCACCUGGCCCUGCUGCUGCUCCUCGCCGCCCCCGCCGCCCACGGCUACAGCUUCCCCCAGCAGCACACUAUGCAGUACUGGGCCAGGAGGCUGGAGCAGGAGAUUGAUGGAGUGAUGAGGAUAUUUGGUGGAGUCCAGCAGCUCAGAAAGAUCUACGAUGACAAUAAAAGCCUUUUUGAAGUCAAGGAGAAUGUGCCUAGGAAAUUGGUGGAGAAGGUCGCGGGGGACAUUGAGAGCCUCUUGGCCAAGAAAGUCCGUGCUUUAAAGAGACUUGCCAACGCGGCGGAGAAAUUCCAAAAGGCUCACCACUGGCAGGACAACAUCCGGGAGGAAGACAUCGAGUACUACGACUCCAAGGCUGACACUGAAUAUGACGACCCCGAUGGAGAAGAGAUCGAGAGGGAGAAGUCCAACUCCUUGAAGCUGGAGUUUACUGAUGAUGACAACUUCAAGACCAAGGUUAACUAUUCAUACGCUGCCGUGCAGAUCCCCACGGACAUCUACAAAGGCUCCACCGUCAUCCUCAACGAGCUGAACUGGACGCAGGCCCUGGAGGACGUUUUCAUCGAGAACCGCAAGGAGGAUCCCUCCCUGCUCUGGCAGGUCUUCGGCAGCGCCACCGGCGUCACCCGCUACUACCCCGCCACCCCAUGGAGAGCCCCCAAUAAGAUCGACCUCUAUGACGUGCGCCGGCGGCCCUGGUACAUCCAAGGUGCCUCCUCCCCAAAGGACAUGGUCAUCAUUGUGGACGUGAGUGGCAGUGUGAGCGGCCUCACCCUCAAGCUGAUGAAGACCUCGGUCUAUGAGAUGCUGGACACCCUCUCAGAUGAUGACUAUGUCAAUGUGGCCUCGUUCAAUGAGAAGGCAAAGCCGGUGUCGUGCUUCAAGCACCUGGUGCAGGCCAACAUCCGGAACAAGAAGGUGUUCAAGGAGGACGUGCAGGGCAUGGUGGCCAAGGGCACAACAGACUACAAGGCUGGCUUUGAGUACGCCUUCGACCAGCUGCAGAACUCCAACAUCACGCGUGCCAACUGCAACAAGAUGAUCAUGAUGUUCACGGACGGCGGCGAGGACCGAGUGCAGGACGUCUUUGAGAAGUACAACUGGCCCAAUAAGACGGUGCGGGUGUUCACCUUCUCCGUGGGGCAGCACAACUACGACGUGACCCCUCUGCAGUGGAUGGCCUGUGCCAACAAAGGUUACUACUUCGAAAUCCCCUCCAUCGGCGCCAUCCGCAUUAACACGCAGGAGUACCUGGAUGUGCUGGGCAGGCCCAUGGUCCUGGCUGGGAACCGAGCCAAGCAGGUCCAGUGGACCAAUGUCUACCAGGAUGCCCUGGGGCUGGGCCUGGUGGUGACAGGAACUCUGCCAGUGUUCAACCUGACGGAGGACAGCAGUGACAGGAAGAACCAGCUCAUCCUGGGCGUGAUGGGGAUCGACGUGGCUCUCAAUGACAUCAAGAGGCUGACGCCGCGUUACAACCUGGGGGCCAAUGGCUACGUCUUCGCCAUCGACCUGAACGGCUACGUGCUGCUGCACCCCAACCUGCGGCCCCAGAUCAUCAAUUUCCGUGAGCCAGUGACGCUGGACUUCCUGGAUGCUGAGCUGGAGGAUGAAAACAAGGAGGAGAUCCGGAGGAGCAUGAUUGAUGGGAAUGAUGGGCAGAGGUUCAUCAAGACCCUCAUCAAGUCCCUGGACGAGCAAUACAUCGACGAGGUGUUCCGCACCUACACGUGGGCUCCCAUCAAAAGCACCAACUACAGCCUGGGACUGGUUCUGCCUCCCUACAGUACCUACUACAUCCAGGCCAACCUCAGCGACCAGAUCCUGCAAGUGAAGUUACCAAACAUCAAAAUGAAGGAUUUUGAAUACCUGCUGCCCAACAACUUUGAGUCGGAGGGACAUGUGUUCAUUGCUCCCAGAGAGUAUUGCAAAGACCUCGACUUGUCGGAUAACAACACCGAAUUCCUGGAAAACUUUAUUGCCCUCAUGGAAAAGGUGACCCCAGACUCCAAGCAGUGCGACAACUUCCUCCUGCACAACCUAAUCCUGGACACGGGUAUCACACAGCAGCUGGUGGAGCAAGUCUGGAAGGACCAGGACCUCAACACGUACAGCCUCUUGGCUGUCUUCGCAGCCACCGACGGGGGCAUCACCCGUGUCUUCCCUAACAAGGCCGCAGAUGACUGGGAGGAGGAACCGGAGCCCUUCAACGCCAGCUUCUACCGGAGGAGCCUGGACAACAAGGGCUACAUCUUCAAGCCACCCUACCGAGAUGCUGGCUAUCGGGGGCUGGACCUGGAGAACAACACCAUUGGGAUCCUGGUGAGCACCGCCGUGGAGCUCAGCAUCGGGGGCAAGACUCUGAAGCCCGCAGUGGUGGGGGUGAAGCUGGACCUGGAGGCCUGGGCUGAGAAGUUCAAAGUGCUGGCAAGCAACCGGACAGACCGAGACCAGCUGGGCACCCGCCGGUGUGACCCCUCAAGCAGCUGUGAGAUGGACUGUGAGGCCAACAACAAGGACCUCAUCUGUGUCCUCAUCGAUGAUGGGGGCUUCCUGGUGCUCUCCAACCAGGAGGACCACUGGUACCAGGUGGGCAAGUUCUUCAGCGAAGUGGAUGCCAACCUGAUGUCUGCCCUCUACAACAACUCCUUCUACGCCCGCAAGGAGUCCUAUGACUUCCAGUCCGUCUGUGCCCCCGAGGCCCCCAGCAACACGGGCGCGGCGCCCCGCGGCGUCUUCGUGCCCACCGUGGCCGAUCUCCUGAGCCUCGCCUGGUGGACCUCGGCUGCAGCCUGGUCCCUGUUCCAGCAGUUCCUGUACAGCCUCACCUACAGCAGCUGGUUCCAGACGGAGGAGGUGGUGGGGGACGGCAUGGAGGCCAGGGAGACGAGCUGCAUCAUGAAGCAGACCCAGUACUACUUCAGCACCGUCAAUGCCACCUACAACGCCAUCAUUGACUGCGGCAACUGCUCCAGGCUCUUCCAUGCACAGAGACUGGCCAACACCAACCUGCUCUUCGUGGUAGCUGACAAACCCCUCUGCAGCCAGUGUGAGUCUGUCAAGCUGCUGCAGGCAGAGGUAAGAGCCCCCCCGAGGGACCCCAACCAGUGUGAGCUGGUGGACAGGCCCCGCUACCGGAAAGGCCCCCACAUCUGCUUCGACUACAAUGCAACAGAAGAUACCUCAGACUGCGGCCGAGGGGCUUCCUUCUCCCCAUCCCUGGGGGUCCUGCUCCCGCUGCAGCUGCUGCUCCUCUACUCCAGCACCAGCCGGCACCCACUGCCCCCGGCCGCCUGCCUUUAGCCCCCCGGCCGCCCCCGCCAGCUCUCUUUUCUUUCAACUUCCAUCUCCCCGUCCGUGCCCGGCCCGGUGGAGCGGGAGCGCCGUGCCCUCCGCCGCCCCGGGACCCCCGGUGCCGCCCCGCUCUCCCCGCCGGCCGCAGCCAAAGAGGAGCCGGGGAGCGGCGGGGCUCCGGCACAGCGGGCACC
Passer montanus (Eurasian tree sparrow) is the source of this 3645-nucleotide messenger RNA. It is a transcript of the gene CACNA2D2, whose product is annotated as calcium voltage-gated channel auxiliary subunit alpha2delta 2. The transcript has 39 exons. The record is from RefSeq and is a predicted model, not a curated record. NCBI's taxonomy places the organism in Eukaryota, Metazoa, Chordata, Aves, Passeriformes, Passeridae. Gene Ontology annotation, molecular function: voltage-gated calcium channel activity. Gene Ontology annotation, cellular component: voltage-gated calcium channel complex. Bases 98 to 3460 code for a protein of 1120 amino acids.